Messenger RNA from Jaculus jaculus (lesser Egyptian jerboa), 5998 nucleotides. It is a transcript of the gene Ric1, whose product is annotated as RIC1 homolog, RAB6A GEF complex partner 1. Gene Ontology annotation, molecular function: protein binding. Gene Ontology annotation, biological process: intracellular protein transport; retrograde transport, endosome to Golgi. Bases 1 to 4227 code for a protein of 1408 amino acids. The transcript is spliced from 26 exons. Gene Ontology annotation, cellular component: Golgi membrane; cytosol; Ric1-Rgp1 guanyl-nucleotide exchange factor complex. NCBI's taxonomy places the organism in Eukaryota, Metazoa, Chordata, Mammalia, Rodentia, Dipodidae. The record is from RefSeq and is a predicted model, not a curated record.
AUGUAUUUCCUGAGCGGCUGGCCCAAGAGGCUGCUGUGCGCCGCGGGGAGCCCGGCCGAGGCGCCCUCGCACGUCCAGUCCGACCCUCAGAGGGCUUUCUUCGCCGUGCUGGCCCCGGCCCGCCUCAGCAUCUGGUACAGCCGACCUAGUGUGUUAAUUGUCACCUACAAGGAACCUGCUAAGUCAUCUACUCAGUUUGGAUCCUACAAACAAGCCGAAUGGAGGCCAGACAGUACAAUGAUAGCGGUAUCAACAGCAAAUGGCUACAUCUUAUUUUUUCAUAUUACAUCUUCAAGAGGGGACAGAUACCUUUAUGAACCAGUGUAUCCCAAAGGAAGUCCACAAAUGAAGGGGAUACCCCAUUUCAAAGAAGAACAUUGUGCCCCAGCAUUAAAUUUAGAGAUGAAGAAAGUACUGGAUCUGCAAGCACCCAUCAUGAGUUUACAGUCUGUGCUAGAAGAUCUCCUGGUUGCUACUUCUGAUGGACUUCUUCAUCUUAUUCAUUGGGAAGGAAUGACAAAUGGAAGGAAAGCCAUUAAUCUUUGCACAGUCCCCUUUUCAGUAGAUCUACAGUCAUCAAGAGCAGGUUCCUUCCUGGGCUUUACAGAUGUGCACAUCAAAGAUAUGGAAUACUGUGCGACACUUGACGGAUUUGCUGUUGUGUUUAAUGAUGGCAAGGUUGGAUUUAUUACACCAGUGUCAAGUAGAUUUACUGCAGAGCAGCUUCAUGGAGUUUGGCCACAAGAUGUUGUUGAUGGAACAUGUGUAGCAGUAAAUAACAAGUAUCGACUGAUGGCAUUUGGUUGUGCAAGUGGUUCUGUACAGGUUUAUACAAUAGAUAACACUACUGGAGCCAUGCUGUUAUCUCAUAAAUUAGAACUUACACCAAAACAGUAUCCUGACAUUUGGAACAAAACAGGAGCUGUUAAAUUGAUUAGAUGGUCACCUGACAAUAGUGUUGUAAUAGUUACCUGGGAAUAUGGAGGUUUUUCUUUAUGGAGUGUGUUUGGAGCCCAGCUGAUAUGUACACUUGGAGGAGAUUUUGCUUAUAGGUCUGAUGGUACCAAAAAAGAUCCCCUAAAGAUCAACUCUAUGAGCUGGGGUGCAGAAGGAUAUCAUCUAUGGGUAAUCAGUGGAUUUGGUUCUCAGAACACUGAAAUUGAGGCUGACCUCAGGAGUGUAGUUAAACAGCCCAGCAUUUUGCUAUUUCAGUUUAUCAAGAGUGUGCUCACUGUAAACCCUUGUAUGAGUAACCAAGAGCAAGUGUUACUUCAAGGAGAAGAUCGCUUGUACUUGAACUGUGGAGAAACCUCACAAACUCAGAAUCCCAGGAGUUCUGCACACUCAGAAUGUACAACUAGUCGGGAGACUAGCCCAUUUGCAGAUGGAGGUUUAGAGUCUCAGGGGUUAAGCACUUUACUUGGACAUCGGCAUUGGCAUGUUGUGCAAAUUUCCAGCACCUACUUAGAAAGCAAUUGGCCUAUACGGUUUUCAGCUAUUGAUAAGCUUGGACAAAAUAUUGCUGUCGUUGGCAAGUUUGGUUUUGCACAUUACUCCUUACUCACCAAAAAAUGGAAACUUUUUGGAAACAUUACUCAGGAACAAAAUAUGAUUGUGACUGGUGGCUUAGCCUGGUGGAAUGAUUUUAUGGUCCUUGCGUGUUAUAACAUAAGUGAACGUCAAGAAGAGCUGAGAGUAUAUCUACGAACAUUAAAUCUGGACAAUGCCUUUGCUCAUGUCACCAAGGCACAAGCAGAAACAUUGCUGCUUAGUGUCUUCCGGGACAUGGUAAUAGUAUUUAGAGCAGACUGUUCAAUAUGCCUUUACAGUAUUGAAAGAAAAUGUGAUGGAUCAAAUACUACUGCUGAUAUUCAGGUUCUUCAGGAGGUCUCCAUGUCACGCUACAUUCCUCACCCUUUCUUGGUAGUAUCUGUCACUCUCACUUCAGUGAGUACAGAAAAUGGAAUCACCUUGAAAAUGCCACAGCAGGCUCGAGAUGCAGAGAGUAUAAUGCUGAACCUUGCAGGCCAGCUCAUUAUGAUGCAGAGGGACAGAUCAGGCCCUCAGAUCCGGGAGAAGGACAGUAAUCCUAACCAAAGGAAACUUCUGCCAUUCUGUCCUCCUGUUGUACUAGCUCAGUCUGUGGAAAAUGUUUGGACUACAUGUCGAGCAAAUAAACAAAAACGUCACCUUCUGGAGGCCCUCUGGUUGAGCUGUGGUAGUGCUGGGAUGAAAGUUUGGCUACCCCUCUUUCCUAGGGAUCACCGCAAGCCCCAUUCCUUUCUGUCCCAGCGGAUUAUGCUGCCUUUCCAUAUCAACAUUUACCCCCUGGCGGUACUAUUUGAAGAUGCAUUGGUCCUUGGUGCUGUCAAUGACACUGUACUCUAUGACUAUUUGUAUCCUCGGAACAGUGCUAGGGAGCAGCUGGAAGUGUUCUUCCCUUUCUGUGUUGUGGAGAGAACCUCUCAGAUCUACCUCCACCACAUCCUCCGUCAGCUUCUGGUCAGGAACCUUGGAGAGCAAGCCCUGCUCUUGGCUCAGUCCUGUGCUGCGUUACCUUACUUCCCUCAUGUGCUGGAGCUCAUGCUCCACGAAGUGCUGGAAGAAGAAGCUACCUCACGGGAGCCCAUUCCCGACCCGUUGCUUCCCACUGUGGCAAAAUAUAUCACUGAGUUCCCCCUUUUCCUGCAGACAGUUGUUCAUUGUGCCAGGAAGACUGAAUAUGCUCUCUGGAAUUACCUUUUUGCAGCUGUUGGAAACCCCAAGGACUUAUUUGAAGAAUGUUUGAUGGCUCAGGAUUUAGAUACAGCUGCCUCUUACCUUAUUAUCUUACAGAAUAUGGAAGUCCCUGCAGUCAGUAGACAGCAUGCUACCCUUCUGUUCAACACAGCACUUGAACAAGGCAAAUGGGACCUAUGUCGACACAUGAUUCGAUUUCUUAAAGCCAUUGGUUCUGGAGAAUCUGAGACCCCUCCAUCCACACCUACAGCUCAGGAGCCCAGUUCGAGUGGUGGAUUUGAGUUCUUCAGGAAUCGAAGCAUCAGUUUGUCCCAGUCAGCUGAAAAUGUUCCCCCUAGUAAAUUCAGCUUACAGAAAACACUAAGUAUGCCAUCUGGUCCUUCUGGGAAAAGAUGGAGCAAAGACAGUGACUGUGCUGAGAACAUGUAUAUUGACAUGAUGCUCUGGAGACAUGCUCGACGUCUCUUAGAAGAUGUGCGGUUAAAGGAUCUUGGCUGUUUUGCAGCCCAGCUAGGUUUUGAACUAAUCAGUUGGCUGUGCAAGGAACGGACCCGAGCUGCCCGGGUAGACAACUUUGUAAUAGCCCUUAAGAGACUCCACAAAGAUUUCCUGUGGCCACUUCCCAUUAUCCCAGCCUCUUCUAUCUGCUCCCCUUUCAAAAAUGGAAAAUAUCGAACAGUGGGGAACCUUGAGAUAGAAGCUGGUAUCUCUAAUAUUCAACGAAGUCAGAGUUGGCUCAGCAACAUUGGCCCCACCCAUCAUGAAAUCGAGACAGUCUCAUCCCAAGGACCACAUAUGCAAGAUGCUUUCCUGUCACCAUUAUCUAAUAAAGGUGAUGAAUGCAGCAUUGGUUCGGCCACAGACUUGACUGAAAGUAGCUCCAUGGUAGAUGGGGAUUGGACAGUGGUGGAUGAAAACUUUUCCACACUCAGUUUGACUCAGUCUGAGCUAGAGCACAUCUCUAUGGAGUUGGCGAGUAAAGGGCCUCAUAAAUCCCAAGUCCAGCUUCGUUAUUUGCUACACAUUUUCAUGGAGGCAGGAUGUCUGGACUGGUGUGUUGUCAUUGGCCUGAUUCUUAGAGAAUCCUCAGUCAUCAAUCAGAUUUUGGUUAUUGCUCAGUCUUCAGAGGUGGAUGGAGAGAUAUUACAGAACAUAAAGACAGGGCUGCAUGCUGUGGACCGAUGGGCCUCUACAGAUUGCCCUGGAUAUAAGCCAUUUUUAAACAUCAUUAAGCCACAACUUCAGAAGCUCAGUGAGAUAACACAAGAGCAGGUUCAGCCUGACGCCUUCCAGCCAACAGCAGUGGGUAAGGCUCCUGAACAGAGCAGCCCCCGGCCAGAGGAGAGCAGAGGUUCUUCUAGCCAUGGCAGCAUCCUUCUAAAUGAGACUGGGGGAAGCAACAUGGUCAGCCGGAAAGAUGAGGACACAACUGAAGUAGAAGAGGAGGAACCACUUCAGGAUGGGGCUUACGACUGCUCUGUGUCCUAACAAGAGCCAGAACAUCACAACAGGCAGUAUUAGCAGCAGCAUGCAACUGAGUACACUGUGACCUGGUUGAAUGGUAUAACAGGGAAAGAACUCGAGUCACAAACACUUUGGUAAAGUAUUACAAGUUUUUAAUGAACUUUUUUUCUUAAAAAAAUUGUUUUACUCCAUAAAAAUGUGGUAUCAAGUAAAGCAUCUUUCAUAAGAAACUUUGCAGUAGAAGGUAACAGUAUUGUACCAGUGUACGACAAUAUUUUGGUGUUAUUCACAGGUUUGUACCUCUUAUAGGGCACCCAGUGAGCUUAUUUUUUCCCUACUUAAGCUUCAUACCUGUUUUCUGGUUCAAAAUGUAUUUAGGCUGUUUUUUGUUUGCUUUUUGUUUUCCCGUUUAAAUAAAUGCUAAGGUGCAUUCUGUGGUUCACAAGGUAUUUGAUCGAUCUCUCUCUCUCUGCUUCCUUGGGUAGAACCCACUGGACCCACCAAUUGGUCUUUUGAAUUGAUGCCUACCCUCACUCAGUAUGUGCCAGUGGGUGGAGACCCUUUGGCUUACUAGCCUGUUAAGACCCAAGUUGUGAACUGAUGAAAGCCACGUACCUGUGAGUUAUAAUGCACCUGGUGUAGCAAGCUUGCUUCCUGUUAAAUCAAUGUGGACAGAGGGCAAGGAGUUCUUACCAAUUAUGCUGACACCACUAAACUUUUGUAUCAAAGAAGUGUAUCUUUUUGUGAAUACGCUUAUGUAAAUAUAUUCAAAGACACUGUCAAUAUUUUUAAGACUUGUAUUAUAUAUAAUCUAAGUUUUAUGAUGGAUUCUGCAUGCCCAUACUAUUGGAAUAAAGACAGGGCUAACUCUUUCCAAAUUGAGCAGUCUUCAUAAAGAUAGGUUUAUUGGCUUGGUUGUAAAGUAACAGAAGUAGUCCCAUGGAUCAUGAAGUGGAACAGAUUUUGUUCAAAUUAAUAUAGUUUCUUAUUUAUUGCUUUUGUAAAUUGAAUAAAAUGGACUGUAAAUAGACUGGGAUCCUGUAUUAUCAUAGCUACUAAAAAUUAGUAUGUAAAUUCUUCAUUAUAAAGUUUAAAAAUAUUGUAUUUCUAGAUAUAAAUAUUCGUGUUAUACAAACAUACUCAGUUGCUUUACACUAAACACAUAUCCACUAUAUGUCAUUCUAAUUACCUAAUAACAGUAUUAAUUUAGAUAGCGUGUUUGUACUUGUGCAGUUUAGACAGGAAUGCAAUGUUAUUUUUUAUAAAAUCUUGUUUAUUUUUAUAACAAUGUACUUGAUGUGGACCAAAUUUGUACCACUAUAAAAUAGCCUCUCUUCUAAAUACAAUUCAGAAAUAAAACUCAGUUCUCUAUCCUCGUUUUUAAAGUAAAUGCUAGAUUUAGAUGUCUAAGCAAGGUUACCUUUAAAGGAAAACUCAAAAUUAUUUUGGAAUUACUUAUUUCAAAAUUCACCAACUAUUUAAAACAAGUUUGGUAAUUUGCUGUCAUUUACUUUUCUAUAAGUGCAAUAUCACAUAAUAAAACUCCUGAAUGAGUGGAUAUUUGACUUGGUACCUGGUCCUUCUGGUGCUACUUUCACUUAAAUCUUUAUUUAAAACCACCUUCUUCUGAAUCUUAAAAUGGAUUUUUAAUGCCUACCAUAUAAAUACACAUGGUGCAGCAAAAAAUUAAACUGAAAACUCUUCUGUCCUAUUCCACUAAGAACCAGCAUUUCCUUUUGUAUUAGUCAAUUUCUAGUGUGACUAUUUAGUUAAUAAAGAUGAUUUACCAUUAUAA